Achroia grisella is the source of this 511-nucleotide messenger RNA. It is a transcript of the gene mRpS14, whose product is annotated as small ribosomal subunit protein uS14m. The record is from RefSeq and is a predicted model, not a curated record. The transcript has 3 exons. Bases 53 to 445 code for a protein of 130 amino acids. NCBI's taxonomy places the organism in Eukaryota, Metazoa, Arthropoda, Insecta, Lepidoptera, Pyralidae. Gene Ontology annotation, biological process: translation. Gene Ontology annotation, cellular component: mitochondrial small ribosomal subunit; ribosome. Gene Ontology annotation, molecular function: structural constituent of ribosome.
CCUGUCAUUACCAUUUGCUUCUCCAUGUAAAAUAUUACGAGUACGAAAGAAAAUGAAUUUAAAUAUCUCGAAUUUAGCUAAUUUUAUAUUGAAAUCUCACUCGGUCCCUGGAUUUGGGUAUCAACAGGUAAGAAAUAAAUGGGCCAAUUGGCUCAUGAUACGUGAUGUGAAACGUCGCCGAAUGAGUGCUGAUAAUUACUUGGAGAGGACCAGGAUCAAUGCAUUGAGGAAAAAUGAUGUGUUACCAGUUGAAAUAAGGGAACUAGCUGAUAAGGAUAUUAAUAAAUUUGAAAUGAAUGCCAUACCACUGAGAAUAAACAAUAGAUGUGUUGUAACAUCUAGGCCACGCGGUAUAGUCAAGGAGUGGAGGAUGAGCCGUAUAGUUUGGCGACAUCUUGCUGACUACAACAAACUUUCCGGAGUACAGAGAGCUAUGUGGGGAUAGACAAUUUUAUUAAUUACUUAUAUUUGUAUUAUAGUUAGAACUCGUAAUUAAACUUCAGAAUUGUGU